GGGCGCUUCGCUGAUGGUGUCGGUGAGCGCGUUUCCCGCCUGAGCGCAACUAGCGGCGGGUCGUGGGCACCUCCAGAUAAGAAAACAAGCUCAGAGAGAUGUGGUGACUUGCUCAAAUAGUGACAGAACUUCCUCGGCCAUAUGGAGGGGUCAUAUAAUACCCUUGUGUCUUCAGUUUGAGGUACCUCCCAUAAUUUUAAGGGGAGAGCUUGUUUCAUAUCCAUAUCCCACUGUAUUCCUGCUAAUCUGCUAAUGCAGUAAAUUGGAGGAAAACUGUUACCAGGAUAACCUGUAAUGGGCAAGGAGCCACAAAGAAGAAAACAUUUCUUUUAAUUUUUAAACUUGGUUUGAAAGACCAGCAUGUUUUGGAAAUUUGAUCUUCACUCAUCAUCCCACAUAGACACACUUCUAGAAAGAGAAGAUGUAACACUGAAGGAGUUAAUGGAUGAGGAAGAUGUUUUACAGGAAUGUAAAGCUCAGAACCGCAAACUUAUAGAGUUUCUGUUAAAAGCAGAAUGUCUCGAAGAUUUAGUCUCAUUCAUUAUAGAAGAACCACCUCAAGACAUGGAUGAAAAGAUCAGAUACAAGUAUCCAAAUAUAUCUUGUGAGUUGCUCACUUCUGAUGUCUCCCAGAUGAAUGAUAGACUGGGAGAAGAUGAAUCCUUGCUAAUGAAAUUAUAUAGCUUCCUCCUAAACGAUUCCCCUUUGAAUCCACUACUUGCCAGUUUCUUCAGCAAGGUGCUAAGUAUUCUUAUCAGCAGAAAACCAGAACAGAUUGUGGAUUUCUUAAAGAAGAAGCAUGAUUUUGUAGACCUUAUUAUAAAGCACAUAGGAACUUCUGCUAUCAUGGAUUUGUUGCUCAGGCUCCUGACGUGUAUCGAACCUCCACAGCCCAGGCAAGAUGUGCUGAAUUGGUUAAAUGAGGAGAAAAUUAUCCAGAGGCUUGUGGAAAUAGUUCAUCCAUCGCAAGAAGAAGAUCGACAUUCAAAUGCAUCACAAUCACUUUGUGAAAUUGUUCGCCUGAGCAGAGACCAGAUGUUACAAAUUCAGAACAGUACAGAGCCCGACCCCCUGCUUGCCACUCUAGAAAAGCAAGAAAUUAUAGAGCAGCUUCUAUCAAAUAUUUUCCACAAGGAGAAAAAUGAGUCAGCCAUAGUCAGUGCAAUCCAGAUAUUGCUGACUUUACUUGAGACACGACGACCAACAUUUGAAGGCCAUAUAGAGAUCUGCCCACCAGGCAUGAGCCAUUCAGCUUGUUCAGUAAACAAGAGUGUUCUAGAAGCCAUCAGAGGAAGACUUGGAUCUUUUCAUGAACUCCUGCUGGAGCCACCCAAGAAAAGUGUGAUGAAGACCACAUGGGGUGUGCUGGAUCCUCCUGUGGGGAAUACCCGGUUGAAUGUCAUUAGGUUGAUAUCCAGCCUGCUUCAAACCAAUACCAGCAGUAUAAAUGGGGACCUUAUGGAGCUGAAUAGCAUUGGAGUCAUAUUGAACAUGUUCUUCAAGUAUACAUGGAAUAACUUUUUGCAUACACAAGUGGAAAUUUGUAUUGCACUGAUUCUUGCAAGUCCUUUUGAAAACACAGAAAAUGCCACAAUUACCGAUCAAGACUCCACUGGUGAUAAUUUGUUAUUAAAACAUCUUUUCCAAAAAUGUCAAUUAAUAGAACGAAUACUUGAAGCCUGGGAAAUGAAUGAGAAGAAACAGGCUGAGGGAGGAAGACGGCAUGGUUACAUGGGACACCUAACGAGGAUAGCUAACUGUAUCGUGCACAGCACUGACAAGGGCCCCAACAGUGCAUUAGUGCAGCAGCUUAUCAAAGAUCUUCCCGACGAAGUCAGGGAACGAUGGGAGACGUUCUGCACAAGCUCCUUAGGAGAAACUAACAAGAGGAACACGGUAGAUCUACAAGGAUACAUUCAUUUAUACACUGAACACUUUCCUGUCCUAUUGGCUGUGUACCUGAGGACUUGCUCACUUCUUUUGGAUAAGCUGUGCCCAGCCCCAGGCUCCUAUCACUUCUGUAACAUUUUAGUUAAAUUCUCUCUGAGAUACUCGAAGUGCUUUAAUCUUUUGGCUCCAUCAUACCCAAAUACGUGCACAGCAGAUUCAUAUACUCCCUGUGUUUUUAUGUUUGGAGUUUAUGAUGAACAAAAGUUGGUGUUUUAAUUAUAUCCAAAGACCUCUGUGUUUUGACCAAGUCCCCAAACUAAAAAUUGGCAAGGAUUUAGGUAGAGUGAAUUUAGAGAACAUAGGACAUGUUUUUGUACUGACUUUGAAAAAUUUGAGUUUGUUUCAUUUUUUGCCCUCUUCCCCAAGGGGGAAAAUGUAUUUAAAAUUGUUGAUGCUUCUUUCCCAUCAUUGACAAGACAGUGUGUAGAAGAAGAGAUGUAGAAUGAUCUGAAUGUGUGCCUGUAUUAAUCACCAGGAGUUUCCGCAGGUUGGGGUGAAACCUGAAAGUGGGUGUUUCUAACUAAUCCUAGGUUAUGUUGAUGCUGGGGGUCCUCAGUGGGACCAUACUUUGAGGAUCAAGGAAUAAGUCUCUAGCUUUCACUUGUCACUAAUACGGGCCUCAGAGUUUAACAGUCAUUUCACACUUCUGAUUUCCCUUGGGAACCUAAUCAUCCAAAGUAAACACCAAUUUGCUUUUUCCUGUAACAACAGUUAACAAAACGAAAAUUUUAUUUCGAAAGAAGAUAAUAUCUCCGAAACUGUGUGCACUACAACAAGAGUGCACUUUACUUACGGUAUAUCUAGCUUGGCAAGAGUGUUAUAUACUUGUUGCUUUUUGCUGUAUUUGUUUAUAUUCAGUGAUUAUUAGUAUUCAUUAAUUCAGUAAAUAUUUGAGUGCCUACAAUGUGCCAGACACUGAAGAUACAGUACUAGACAAGAUUGGCAAAAAUUUCUGCUUCAGUGGAGAUGGAUAAACAAAUGAGUAAGAGACACGUGUGCACACACAAUAUGUGUAAUAUACAGUCAUGCACUGCAUAAUGUUUCGGUCAGCAAUAGACCGCAUAUAUGACAGUAGUCCCAUAAGAUUAGAAUACUCGAUUUUACUGCACGUUUUUUAUUUGUAGAUACACAAAUACUUAUCACCAUGCUCCAGUUGCCUCAGUAUUCAGUGCAGUACUGUGCUGUGCAGGUGUGUAGCCUAGGAGCAAUUGGUUGUAGCAGAUAGCCCAGGUCUGCAGUAGGCUCUACCAUGUGAACUCUAUGAUGUUCGCAUGAUGACAGAAUUGCCUUUGUCACAAUGUAUCCUUGUCAUGAAACAAUGCAUGACUGCGCGUGUUUCAGAUGGUAAGUGCUAAGGAGCCAACGCAUGGGAGGGAGUUAGGGAGUCUUUGGGGCAGGUGUACAGUUUAAAAUCUGGUGUCAAGGAAAAUCUCACUGGGAAGGUGCAUUUGUGGAGUGGAGAGGGAAGAGCAAAAUGCAGAGGACUCGAAUUUGGGUUGUUCCUAGUGUGUGCAGGGACUUGCAUGUUGUCCCGUGUGGAUGUAACAGUAAGCAAAGGAGAGAACAGAAGGACUUGAGGCCAGAAAGGCGCCAAACAGCCAGAUUUUCUACAGCUUUUUAGUCUAUGGUAAUUUUGAUCUAAUGAGAAUUUGUUAGGUUUUGAACUAAAAAGUGCCAUACCUUGAUGUAUAUUUUUAAAAGAUGGCUGUGGCUAUUGGGUUGAGAACAGACUGCUAGGUGGGGCAAGAGCUAGGAGGAGGGAGACUGGGGAACUGCCAGCUGUGACAUUAGUCCAGGUGAGGGGAGUGCUGGCUUGCACUGGGGAGCUGAUAACAGACUUGGUGAAGGGCGAUGGGUCUGGAGAGGGAUUUUGGCUCCAUUUUGAAGGUAGAGUGGACAUGGUGGGUGGGCUGGAGGAAACAAGAUGACCGAGGUUUCUAGUUGAAGAAGAGUGAAGGUGGCAGUGACUGAGCUGAAGAUGCCUCAAAAGGAGUGUGUUUGGAAGUGUAGAUCAGGAAUUCAGUUUUGUAUACAUCUGAAUAAUGAACCAAUGGGAUUCUGAUUAGCAAGUUUCCCCCAUGGGUAAAUAAUCUUUUUUUUUUUUUUUUUUUUUUUUUUUUUUUUUUUUUUUUUUUGAGACAGAGUCUUGCUCUGUCACCCAGGCUGGAGUGCAGUGGCACGAUCUCGGCUCACUGCAAGCUCCGCCUCCUGGGUUCACACCAUUCUCCUGCCUCAGCCUCCUGAGUAGCUGGGACUACAGGCACCCGCCACCGUGCCCGGCUAAUUUUUUGUAUUUUUAGUAGAGACGGGGUUUCACCAUGUUAGCCAGGAUGGUCUCGAUCUCCUGACCUCGUGAUCCGCCCGCCUCGGCCUCCCAAAGUGCUGGGAUUGCAGGCGUGAGCCACUGCGCCCAGCCUAGGUAGAUCAUCUUUUUAGCUCAUUUUGUUAAUGAUUUCAGACUCAGAUGGUGUAGGUAGAAUCAGACUCACAUCUUCCAUUAAUGUAAUUAUGAAGAUGUGUGUGCAUUGUGUUACUAAUAAGUUGCUAAAACUAGUUUCAUUUUGGAGAAAGCUUUUUUAAAUAUCUUCUAGUAUUGCUUUGAGGAUCCAGUUUAAGUAGAACAUGCGAAGGGGAGGUCACAAUGUCUGGCACAUAGUAGUUCAAUAAAAGUUAGUUUCUUUCUCAUCUUUAAUUAAAGAGUGUUAAAAUCUUAUUUUGUAGGAAAAAGCGAAAGUGUGAAUGAGGAUACAUCGAAUCCUAUUUUAACUUAGACAGCAAGACUUGGCUAAGAGUCGCCAACUCUGUUUUGUCCUAUUUUGCUCAGUUCUUUGCAUGGCCUUCUAUUUCUGUGCCCCACCAUGGGGUUACACCCCUAAAACACACUGGCCCAGCAUGAUAUGUGUGCUGGCUUGCCAGCCAAGUGGCCCGAAGCUCCUCUUGAGUGCACUGCAGUACAACCACUUGACUUGCUCUUUAACAUAGUCCUGUGAGAUGCCAGCUGCCAUGACCAAGCAGUAUUCCCACUCCUCCUCUACACUCUGGCAAGGCUUUCCUGGAACAUCCCCAUGCCCACAUCUUUACCCAGUAACUCACUAAAGCCACUCUUGACUCAAGCAGGUGCCGUUCCUUGAUCACGGAAUCUACCUUUGAUUUCAUCAGGCCAGAUUCACAAACAGAAUGGGAGUGCUUUAUCUAUACCUUUGAGAGGAUGGAGAGUGAAAUAACUGGAAACACUGGGUUAUCACAGCUUAAUUUCAUCCAGGCUUGGUGUCUUUACCAAAGAUGGUUGGGGAAAGGAAGGGAGAUUCAUCUUGUUCAGGCAGUGAUUUGCUCAGAAUUUUACAAGACAUACCCUAUACAGACCUAUUUGAAUUCUACUGUGGGUUUAUUGAACCAGUGUUGGAACAACUUCGCAAAACAGACCAGGCCAGUUAGGUACAGCCUCAUGAGUUGGCAGGUAGCAGCAGCCCGUGUCUUCCCUAAGAUGACAUUCCCUGCCCAAAACACUUCUGUGAAAAGUACAGAAUAAACAGCUCAGAGAAUACAGUGUAAGUUACCCGCAGAAAUAUAGUACUUCUUUCUAGAAGUUUACAAACUGUCCAUGUUUAUCCCUUGCCAUAUAGCAAUCACUACUAUUAGUGCUGUACUUAAUUAUUUGUUUAUCUGAUUUCUAAUUGUUAAUGCUUCCCCCAAAUAUUGUGUGACAUUUGUAAUUAAUAAAAAUCACUUAACGAUGAA
Homo sapiens (human) is the source of this 5688-nucleotide messenger RNA. RefSeq names its product protein phosphatase 6 regulatory subunit 3 (gene PPP6R3). The record is from RefSeq and is a predicted model, not a curated record. The coding region runs from base 361 to 2166 and encodes 601 amino acids. The transcript has 16 exons. Gene Ontology annotation, cellular component: nucleus; cytoplasm. Lineage: Eukaryota; Metazoa; Chordata; Mammalia; Primates; Hominidae. Gene Ontology annotation, molecular function: protein phosphatase binding.